CAACCCGGAAGUGAGAUCCUCGACCGGAAGAUGGUUUCUUCCCCAGCGUAGUCAGAUAAACACAAAGAAAUUAGUGAUAAAUACAUAAUGUCAAAGCGACAAGAUGAAAUAUCUUGUGUUUGAGUGUCUGGCUGCUGCUGAUAAUUAAGAAAUUGCCCCUGAAUGCGAACAGGAUGGAAAACAGCGUAACGUCACCCGACGCAGGCUCCUACACGGAUAAUCUCAUUGGGACUUUACUUGCCAUUUUUGGAAAUGUGCUUGUCAGUAUCUCCUUAAGUAUUCAGAAAUACAGUCACGUGACAUUAGCAGGAACCAAGGACCUGCGUGCCUUCUACCGUACUAAAACUUGGUGGUGCGGUUUUGUGCUGACCUGUCUUGGGGAGGGAGCUAACUUUGUUUCUUAUGCCUUCGCCCCCCUGGCGCUCGUAGCACCUCUAAAUGCUGUGUCUGUCCUUACAAGCUCAAUUCUGGGCCUUACUUUUGUGCGUGAGAAAUCUAAGCUGAAGGACUUUGCAAAGCGCUAUGGACUGUCCUUCCUGGGCUGUAUCCUCACCAUAGGAGGAACAUACCUUUUUGUAGCAUUUGGACCAAACUCUCAUGAAAAACUCCAAGCGGAGAACAUUGUGAAGCACAUUGUAGGAUGGCCUGUUCUCUUGUAUCUGCUCCUGGAGAUCAUCACGUUCUGCCUGCUUUUAUACUUCUACAAACAGUGCCGUGCUAACUACCUCGUUAUUAUUCUGUUGCUGGUCGCUCUACUGGGCUCUGUCACAGUCAUUACAGUGAAGGCGGUGUCAGGCAUGUUGGUUCUCACUAUCGAGGGCAUCAUGCAGCUUGACCACCCGAUCUUCAGUGUCAUGUUCGUGUGCAUGGUGGCUUCAGUGGUCUUCCAGGCCAGAUUUCUCUCCCAAGCCUGUAUGCUGUAUGACUCCUCUCUGAUUGCCAGCGUCAACUACAUCCUGUCCACCCUUUUUGCCAUGGUAGCUGGAGCUGUGUUUUACUUGGAGUUUAAUAAUGGAGACGUCCUUCACAUCUGCAUGUUUUUGUUGGGAUCUGCAUGCUGUUUCCUGGGGGUUUUUCUCCUCACCAAAAACAGGAGAAGGACCAGGAUCUUUGAGCCAUAUGUCACUAUGGAUAUGACCAAUGGUGUCCCAACUAUUCAUGACAAAGGCCUGGUUGUUCAGCCGGACUUCAGUGGUUCUUUCUCCUAUGGAGCUCUGGUUAACAACGAUGGAGUGGCUCCUGCUACUCUACCAACCAACCUGGAACAACCACCAGUCUACUCAAAAUCCAUUGAUGCAUCUCAUGACCUGCCUGACCUAAAGAAAGAUUAAAACUAAGUAUUUCUAAUGUUUUUUUAUAAGGACCUUGAAAGGAGAAGAUUGGUAUGUUAAGUUCUUUUCACAUAUACACAAGACCAACCUCCCAGCCAGAUAGAAGGAGUCCACUGGGUGUUUUUGGAUUUUCUCUCGGUUUGCCUUACACUCCUCCCAACAGGCUGUCCUUUCUGAAAUCUUUAAAUCAAAACUUAACCUUGAGAAGCAUUCCUGUUUUUCUUUUCUUUUUUUGAGAAGAUGUCAGUUGUAUUCAUUCCAAAAAUGAAACCUGAAGCCGUUGUUGUUGUGUGUUGUGUCUUGGAUUCACAAACAUGGCCUCAGAAAUGUGACAUCAGAGACGGUGUUGUGCCUUGAAGCUUACUGCUUGUACUCCGUGUUAGCGUUGAGAUGUAAGGACUCACUUUCAUGACUGUUAAGCAAUUUUGUUCUCAUUCGCCUAAGAAUAGGGAACAUACAGCGAUCUGUUCUUCCAUCAAGUUACUCCUCAAAUCCAGGUUGUUACCAACAAUGUUAUAUAAUGUAGUUUUUUCAGAAGUCUUGCCAAUGAACAUUUUGACUUUGAAUAUCUCUCUAAUAUGAGCGGGUUUCACCCCUCAAUUGUCUGCCUCUUGUUUGUGGAAUUUCUGUGUAUUACUGCUUUUCCUGAUGUGACCAAACAAUGGGUUCGAUUGUUCUAAUUUAUUGUAACGUAUUUAUUACUUUUCAAGUUUGCUUUUAGUAUGCCUUAUAAUGUACCUGUACACUGGAUAAACUACUGUAAUGCGGUCCUAACCCAGUGAGGUGAGCAUCACUGUAGCAGUUCAGUUAAGAAGGUGUUAACUCUUUGGAUGACUCAGAGGGAAAGAAAUUAAAUUACCCUUGCAUCUUGAAGUAACUGAUAAACUGUGUAAUAUGUACUAUAAGUUUAAAAAGGUAAUCUACUGUAGAAAGUCUUAAUUUUGAUUUUGGCUAAAAUAAUUUAAAAUUAAUUUACUAUUUAAUUUAAUGAACUAUUCAUUUUACUUUAACUUGAUGCCUUGAAGUUUGUCAUGACAUGAAAUAAAACUGAGUAUGCAGUCAAUGUUGCUAAAUUACUGAAUUUUUAAUUAUUAAAUUAUUGUUUAUGUUUUAACAAGCUGAAAGACAAUACAGCAAUAAGCGAAAUUAAGCGAUCUAUGAUUAAAUACUCCAUAAUGAAUGAAUGGCUGGUAUGGCCUGUGUUUUGUUGCGUGUGUAUAAGCUCAACAUUAGCAUCACUGUGUAAACCCACUGAAGCCUGUAUCAUUAUUAAGACUGCCUUCUGAUAAAACCAGAACAGCUUUUAGAACGGUUCACUGUAACAGUGAGACUUUUUCCAUUGUAAAUUAUAUGCAACCUUGUGUCAUAAAGUUAAUGUAACCUA
Micropterus dolomieu (smallmouth bass) is the source of this 2715-nucleotide messenger RNA. It is a transcript of the gene nipal3, whose product is annotated as NIPA like domain containing 3. Gene Ontology annotation, biological process: magnesium ion transport. NCBI's taxonomy places the organism in Eukaryota, Metazoa, Chordata, Actinopteri, Centrarchiformes, Centrarchidae. Gene Ontology annotation, molecular function: magnesium ion transmembrane transporter activity. The coding region runs from base 174 to 1331 and encodes 385 amino acids. The record is from RefSeq and is a predicted model, not a curated record. Gene Ontology annotation, cellular component: membrane. The transcript has 11 exons.